AUGUUCAGCGACCGCGGCAACUUCCAGACCGAGAUCCUGACCUUCGAGGUGGUGGACUUUGAGGGAUCAUACCACGCCAUACUCGGGCAUCUGUGCUACGCCAAAUUUAUGGCGGUCCCCAACUACACCUACCUCAAGCUGAACAUGCUAGGACCGAAUGGCGUCAUCAUGGUGAGCGGCUCCUUCGAGCAGGCGUACGCCUACAGAUGGGAGCACUUCGAGCUCGACAUUACCAUCGCCAUCUUUGCUGAGCUCAAAAGGCUCCGCGUGAUGGUGGUGGAAGGCAUUCCCGAUCGCAAUGAGCAGACUCCAUCCUGCGCCUUCUGCCCGACUGAGGAUACCAAUGCGGUCGAGGUCGACCCUAGUGAACUGACCAAGACCAUGCGGAUCAGGACCCAGCUCCCGACCAAAUAG
Messenger RNA from Panicum hallii, 414 nucleotides. RefSeq lists its product as uncharacterized. Bases 1 to 414 code for a protein of 137 amino acids. Lineage: Eukaryota; Viridiplantae; Streptophyta; Magnoliopsida; Poales; Poaceae. The record is from RefSeq and is a predicted model, not a curated record. The transcript has a single exon.